Mus caroli (Ryukyu mouse) is the source of this 2088-nucleotide messenger RNA. It is a transcript of the gene Coro2a, whose product is annotated as coronin 2A. Gene Ontology annotation, molecular function: actin filament binding. NCBI's taxonomy places the organism in Eukaryota, Metazoa, Chordata, Mammalia, Rodentia, Muridae. The record is from RefSeq and is a predicted model, not a curated record.
GGUGCUGGGCUCUCUUGUUUCCAUAGCCUUCUCUUUCACAGGCAAGUUGUCAAAGUCAGGGCUCUCAGGGACAUACCCAUUGCCUCUGGUAGAGCUACGAACUUGUCCCUGCCUACCUGGAAUAUCCUCAGGUUUGGGGUUUUAGGUUUGUUUUUAUUUUUCUUGCAGUCCUAGAUAUUACACCUAGGGACUUGCACAUGAUAGGCUAUGAUAGAAGGUGGUGCUUCAGACCCUCCCAAAAAGCACUUACAGGGAGCGGCCUCUGUGCCCACAAGGUCAGAUUUUAAGAGGAAGAAACAAAAGAAAAUCUUGAGCCAGCAGAUGUGGAAUGGCAACGGCAAACUCCGGCCCAGCUCACCUGUGCUCAAACCAAAUCAGAUGUCAUGGCACCCCCAGUACCGCAGCUCCAAGUUCCGUCAUGUCUACGGCAAGCCCGCCAGCAAAGAGAACUGCUACGACUCUGUGCCCAUCACACACAGCGUCCAUGACAACCACUUCUGUGCCGUGAACCCCCACUUCAUCGCUGUGGUCACUGAAUGUGCUGGUGGGGGCGCCUUCCUUGUCAUCCCCCUGCACCAGACGGGAAAGUUGGACCCUCACUACCCCAAGGUCUGUGGGCACAGAGGGAACGUCUUGGACAUCAAAUGGAAUCCUUUCAAUGACUUUGAGAUUGCCUCCUGUUCUGAAGAUGCCACGAUUAAGAUCUGGAACAUCCCCAAGCAGCUGUUGACAAGGAACCUCACAACCUACAGGAAGGAGCUGAUCGGCCAUGCACGCAGGGUGGGGCUGGUGGAGUGGCACCCCACAACUGCCAACAUUCUCUUCAGUGCUGGCUAUGACUACAAGGUGAUGGUGUGGAACCUGGACACAAAGGACUCUGUCAUUGCUGGGCCAGUGAAGACAAUCAACUGUCACCAAGAUAUGAUCCUCUCCAUGUCCUUUAACACCAACGGCAGCCUGCUGGCCACCACCUGUAAGGACCGCAAGAUUCGGAUUGUUGACCCCCGACUAGGGAUUGUCCUCCAGGAAGCCAGCUACAAGGGGCACCGUGCCAACAAAGUACUGUUUCUGGGGAACCUCAAGAAGCUACUAUCCACGGGUACCUCUCGCUGGAAUAACCGGCAGAUGGCCCUGUGGGACCAGGAAAACCUUUCUGUGCCCCUCACAGAGGAAGACCUGGAUGGUUCUUCUGGUGUUCUCUUUCCCUUCUUUGACUCGGACACCAGCAUGCUGUACAUUGUGGGGAAGGGAGAUGGGAACAUCCGCUACUAUGAGGUAAGCAUGGAGAAACCUCACCUGACCUACCUGACCGAGUACCGCUCCUACAACCCACAGAAGGGGAUCGGUAUCAUGCCAAAGAGAGGUCUCGAUGUGUCUUCCUGCGAGAUCUUCCGCUUCUAUAAACUGAUCACAACCAAAAGCCUCAUCGAGCCAGUGUCCAUGAUUGUACCCCGAAGGUCAGAAUCUUACCAAGAGGACAUCUACCCGCCCACUGCAGCGGCCCAGCCCUCCCUGACAGCUCAUGAGUGGCUCAGCGGGAUGAACAGAGGGCCUAUCAUGAUGUCCCUUAGACCCGGCUCCGAGCUGCUGGACUCCCAGACACUGCCUCCAGAGAGACCCCUCUCCAAUUCUAUGGUCCAAGUUUCACCUCAGCCCUUAGAACCCAUGAAACAGCCGGCCGAAGACGGUGACCAGGCGCCCUUCUCUCUACUGGAAGAGAAGGUACCAAAGUGGACCGCGGAGCAUCAUCUGGGAGAGAAGUCCUGCCUCACUAAUGGCUUUGAUGUUUUCAAAUGCUCCCCACCAAAGACAGAAAAUGAGCUGCUGCAGAUGUUCUACCGGCAACAGGAGGAGAUCCGGAGGCUCCGGGAACUGUUAAUCCAGAGAGAAGUCCAGACCAAGCAGCUGGAACUAGAAAUCAAAAACCUUCGGAUGGCUCUGAGCAGUGCUCUCCUCCACCCUUGCCCUCAGGGACACCAAUAGGCUCUGUGGAGAGAGAGAGGUCCAGCACCGAGCCGCAAUUCACUGAGAACAACCACUAUUUCUAUAGUUUAUACCAGUAAAACAAAACUCUCAGUUGCUGAAAGA